Messenger RNA from Zerene cesonia (dogface butterfly), 747 nucleotides. Its product is annotated as chymotrypsin-2-like. Lineage: Eukaryota; Metazoa; Arthropoda; Insecta; Lepidoptera; Pieridae. The transcript has 4 exons. Gene Ontology annotation, biological process: proteolysis. Gene Ontology annotation, molecular function: serine-type endopeptidase activity. The coding region runs from base 1 to 747 and encodes 248 amino acids. The record is from RefSeq and is a predicted model, not a curated record.
AUGGUAUCUUGCUUUACAGGGAGGGUUUUCAGCUUCAGAAACCCAACGGCUUCUACCAAGAUAAUCGGUGGUGAUGACGCACCAGAUAAAGCGAUUCCGUACCAAGCGUCUUUGAGGCGGCUCUCCAACUCGCACUUCUGUGGUGGUUGCAUUCUUAAUAAACGAUGGAUUUUGACAGCUGCCCAUUGUGCUGUUGAGUUCACCGCUGAUACCAUGAGAGUGGUCGUAGGUUCUAACAAACUCGUUGGUGGCGGGCAAACGUACGAUGUCGAACAAGUAAUCAGUCACGAAAACUAUGAUGAAACUAAAAUCAUCAAUGAUAUAGCUCUCAUUAAAGUUGCUGCAGAUAUAGAGUUCAGUGAUCAUGUCCAGCCAAUCGCUCUGCCAACUAAGAAUACCAAGCCUGGAGCUAAUGUUUUGCUAUCAGGAUGGGGACGUGAAGGAGAAGGCGAUAUAUCAAUUCCAAAUGAUUUACAAAUGAUCAACCAAACUGUAAUAAGUGUUUCCACUUGUAAAGUCGUAUUCAAAGAUAUAAAUGAUAUUGUCGAUACUGAGAUAUGUACUCUUACCAUAAAAGGAAAUGGAUCUUGUCAGGGAGACUCCGGUGGGCCCCUAGUAGAGGAUAAUGCAGUAGUGGGCAUAGUUUCGUGGGGUUUGGGCUGCGAAAACAGGCAUCCAGAUGUCAACACAAGAGUUUUUUCCUUCGUAGAUUGGAUUAAAAAACACACUUCAAAUCAUAUGGAUUAA